AUGAGUUUGCAACAACAGCAAAUUCAUCAGCGACCUCAAGAAAAUCAGCAGCAACCUCAAGGAUAUCAACAACUUCAACCAAAUCAACAACAGGCUAAUAAUACUAAUAGCAAUUUAUCCGCUGAAAAAAUACACGAAUUUCUGUAUCUAUGUGAGGCGCCAUUUGGUCUUGCAGUUUUGAAAUUUCUCUUAGUUUGCAUUGCCGAACCAAUCGUUAGUCCACAAAGGAAUUUAAUUAAUGAAGAAUGUAAUGAUGUGUUUCAAGCCAUCGACAAAUUUACUGAUCAAAAUAUUCAACAUAUUUGUACCGAAUUAAUGAAUGACUUUCAAUCAUGGUACUCUUCAUCGCAAGCUGAAUUGCCACAUCAGCUGUUAGAAAAGAUUUUCCAAAUGCUUUUGUUGAAUAGUACACAAGGCUAUCGAUUAAUAUCUAAUUUAAGUCAAUAUACGGUUGGAGAGCGGUUGAGUAUACGUUCAAUUAUCUACAAUAUACUAAAAGGAAUGAGUGAUUUUGUCAGUGGAAGUCAAUCGGAACUUUUUAAAAGAGCAGAAAAUGAACAACGUAUCAGAAAUCUGGAAAGAGAUAAUCAAAAACUCCUUAAGGAGCUAGAACAACUUAAACUUCAUCAAGAUGAACUCCUGAAUUCUCGUCACGAAGUCGAAAAAAUGAAUGAACUAGAAAAACAAGGAUUAAUCGAUCAAUGUAAUUCGGAAAAACAAGGAUUAAUCGAUCAAUUUAAUUCGGAAAAGCAAGAAUUAAUCGAUCAAUUUAAUUCGGAAAAGCAAGAGCACAAAAAUGAAUUACAAAAUUUACGACGUGACAACAUACAAGAAUUAGAAAAAGAACGCCAAACCCAUUAUGCAAACCUUGAAAAUUUGCAUACGGAAGAUUUGUUGAAGGAAGAACAAAUUGACGACUUAACUCGCAAACAUGAAGCAGCUGUCAAAGAAGCAUCAAAACUUCAAGUAGCUCUUGGCAGCAUACGAAAUGUUCAAUGGAACGAAGACGACCCAAACAAUCCUUUGCAACUGAUCCAAGAAAUUAAAAGAAUACAGAAAUUAUUGAUGGAUGUGACUAAAGUCAAAGGAAGACAGAUACAAAUCAACAAGGCAACAGCGAAUGAUCUUUUCAACGAAUAUAAAAUUCAAACUAAUGACAUAAAAAUGGUUUUGAGUUUUUCACUUCAACGCUUUAUUUUUGAGAAGGUUCAUAGAUUUAUAGAAGGCCUUGCUUCGUACAACAAAAAUGUUAAUGAUAACAAUCUUGAAUCUGGGAUUGUCUUCGCCACGGAAGAUUUGUUAUACUUAAUGGAAAACUUUGUAGAAACGCGCUCAGGUGAUGACGAUAUUACACGAAUCACACCAAUCAAGGUUCGUCAACACGUAUAUGCUUCGCUAGGAUCACGUGGCUUCAAUAAUUCUAGUCAUCCAAUUGUUCUCGCAAUCACUAACGAACUUUUAGAAGAGAUGGACAAAUAUCGCGAAAUGCUGUCGGAAGAACGUAAAAAUCGCCUGAACGAUCAACUUGCCAAACUCGUAAUUGAACUUAUUCGUUUUUUAUUUCGAUUGAAUACGCAAGAACCGUUACCUGAAGUCAAAUGGGUUGAAGAGGGUAAAAAAAUUCGUAAUGAAUUAAUGCAAGGCCCCUGGGACUUUGAAGAUAGCGAUGAUUUGGUGGUAAAUUUCUGUUAUUUUCCAGCAAUCGGAACAAAUCUUGGUGACAAAAAAAAUCUACGUAUUUAUUGUAAAGCUCAAGUUUUGCCAAAACCUCAAAGUCGUUCAAAAGUAAUUGCUAAAACAAAAAAUGUACUUGAAGUUGUUAGUGGGACAGUCAGUAGUGUAGUAAAAACUGUAUUUAGUUAA
Ambispora gerdemannii is the source of this 1863-nucleotide messenger RNA. Lineage: Eukaryota; Fungi; Glomeromycota; Glomeromycetes; Archaeosporales; Ambisporaceae. The record is from the annotation of a GenBank genome assembly.